AUGUUCACGAUACUGGCGGUCCUCAAGUACAGCAGUUUGGUGCUUAGUAAAAAUCAAGUAAGAAACUGUCUAGCGCGAAUGAAGGACGAUUGGCGAAAUGUCAUAAGUACUAGUGCUCGUAAUUCCAUGAUUCAUAAAGCCAUGACUGCAAGACGUUUGCUCAUUCUGUGCAGCAUAUUCAUGUACAUAUCUGGCUUAUAUUUUCGUACAAUCGUGCCGUUAAGCAAGGGAAAAACGAUCACCAAUCAGAACGUCACAAUCAGGCAUUUGCCAUGCCCGAGUUAUUUUGUUCUAUUUAACGGGCAAAUCAGUCCAGCGUACGAAAUAAUGUUCUUUAUACAGUUCUUCUCCGGAUUCAUCAAGUAUACCAUCACGGUGGUGAUUUGCAGCCUAGCCGCUCUCUUCGUUAUGCAUACAUGUGGGCAACUUGAGAUACUGAUGACGUUAAUAAAUAGCUUGAUAAACGAAACAGAAGAAAAGAAUUUGGAUAAAAAGCUGGCCUUCACCGUGGAACAUCAGAUAAAGAUGCGAAAUUUCUUACGAUUGGUGCAAAGUACUUUGCAAUAUACGAGCUUAUUAGAAGUGAUGGGAUGUACGAUAAUUGUGUGUCUUCUAGGACACGAUGUCAUCACGGUGCGUCUAAAUAAUUAUGCAGUGAUAACAGAAUGGGAAGAUCAAAAUGUUAUAUCUAUGUGUUCCUAUCUUAUUCUGCUCACAUCAAUUGGAUUCAAUAUUUAUAUCUUUUGUUUUAUCGGUGAACAACUUUCCAUAGAGGGAGAGAAAUUAGCAUUAACAGUAUGUACAAUGGCUUGGUACCGUCUUCCGAAUGCAAAAGCACGAGCACUGAUAUUAGUUAUAGUCACGUCGAUUGUCCCGGCAAAACUAAAAGCCGGAAAAUUCUUCGAUUUGUCCAUCAGAACUUUUGGUGAUGUUGUUAAAACGGCUGUGACAUAUCUUAAUUUUAUUCGAAAAAUGAUGGAAUAA
Messenger RNA from Acromyrmex echinatior (Panamanian leafcutter ant), 984 nucleotides. RefSeq names its product 4-vinylanisole receptor-like. Gene Ontology annotation, cellular component: plasma membrane. The record is from RefSeq and is a predicted model, not a curated record. Gene Ontology annotation, biological process: detection of chemical stimulus involved in sensory perception of smell; sensory perception of smell. Gene Ontology annotation, molecular function: olfactory receptor activity; odorant binding. Lineage: Eukaryota; Metazoa; Arthropoda; Insecta; Hymenoptera; Formicidae.